Messenger RNA from Rhineura floridana, 866 nucleotides. It is a transcript of the gene SPACA9, whose product is annotated as sperm acrosome associated 9. The coding region runs from base 126 to 866 and encodes 246 amino acids. Gene Ontology annotation, cellular component: acrosomal vesicle; ciliary base; sperm flagellum. NCBI's taxonomy places the organism in Eukaryota, Metazoa, Chordata, Lepidosauria, Squamata, Rhineuridae. The transcript is spliced from 4 exons. The record is from RefSeq and is a predicted model, not a curated record.
AGAUAGGACAGCCGCCGGGAUCCAGCCAAGGAGGCUGCGAUUGCCAACCACCAGCGGCAGCAGCGGAGGAGGCGGCAGCUCCGGGACAUGCAAGAUCGGGGAAAGGAGCAAAGGAGGGGGGGAAAAUGAAUGAAAUCAAAGAGAGUCUGCGGAACAUCGAACAGACAUACAAGGUCUUCCAACAGCAGCAAUUCACUUUCAUCGCUGCGCUGGAACACACACGAGAAAACGCCCAUGACAAGAUCAAGCCCAUCUCAAGCAUCGGACAGGUACAGACUUACAUGGACCAUUAUUGCAACAACUCCACCGACAAGCGCAUCAUGUUCAUGUUCCUCAGCAUCUGCAGCGAUCUGAACAAACUCUGCCAAAGGCUGGAAUCCCUUCACCCCGGCAACACAGUCACCAACACCCUCUUGGAGAAAUGCAAAACUUUGGUGAGCCACAGCAACGACCUCAGUGGAAUCCGAGCAAAGUACCCCCACGACGUGGUGAACCACCUCAGCUGCGAUGAAGCCCGGAACCACUACGGCGGCGUGGUGAGCCUCAUCCCCAUCGUCCUAGACUGCAUAAAGGAGUGGGUGGCCCACACCGAGAAGCUUCCGCGGAACAUGCUACACAGCGUGAGUGCCAGGAGGGCGGCCAUCUAUCAGCAGACAGACCUGCCCAUUCGGCACGUCGGGGACCGCGAUCAUUUAGGCCUGCCCGCUUACACCACCGAGGCCACUCAGACCUUGCCUAGUUGGACAGAGAAGGGCAGGGAGCGGGAAAAUAGGCGGGUUAAACUGAAGGAGCUGGGCGGCCUAGGGAGGGCCAUCCGCAAGUUCCUCGACGGGCCCUGGAAACCACCUGGUAAACAUGCAUUUUAA